Blastocystis hominis is the source of this 1739-nucleotide messenger RNA. RefSeq lists its product as hypothetical. Lineage: Eukaryota; Bigyra; Opalinata; Blastocystidae. The transcript has 4 exons. The record is from RefSeq and is a predicted model, not a curated record. Gene Ontology annotation, biological process: GMP biosynthetic process. Gene Ontology annotation, cellular component: cytosol. Gene Ontology annotation, molecular function: GMP synthase (glutamine-hydrolyzing) activity; ATP binding; GMP synthase activity. The coding region runs from base 1 to 1731 and encodes 576 amino acids.
AUGUUCGUAAUUACCACACACAAGUCCCUCUUCUUCAAUUUCAACUCCACACCAAUUACCAUCAUUCCUUUUCCCAUCCAACUCUACACAAAUCUGUUGUUGCCAUUCCAAAGCACCACAAUUCCUUUUCCCAGAGUGAUGAAUCACGACGAAAUUGUUAUUCUUGACUUCGGUUCACAGUACAGCCACUUGAUUGCUCGUCGCGUGCGAGAAUUUAACGUCUACUGCGAACUGUUCUCCUGCCUGGUGGAUGCAAAGACCGUGAUGGAGAAAAAGAAUCUGAAGGGAAUCAUAUUUUCAGGCGGUCCUUCGAGCGUUUAUGAGAAGGAUGCUCCCCACGUUUCUGAAGAAUUGUGGAAGUUCAUCGAAGAGAAGCAAGUGCCUCUUCUCGGUAUCUGCUACGGUCUCCAAGAGAUUGCCCAUCACUACGGAGGAGUAGUGGCUCCGUGUGACCACCGUGAAUAUGGACAUGCCAUGGUUGGUAUUGUCAAGGGCCUGGAAGAAAAGGACUCUCAAAAAGCGAUGCGUCUGCUGGAGGGUCUGGACGACCCCUUCCAAGUCUGGAUGAGCCACGGCGACAAACUCUCCGCUCUUCCUACCGGCUUUUUCGACAUCGGCGCGACCUCCAACGCCGAGCACGCAGCCAUCGCGAGCCACGACAAGGUGAUGUACGGCAUCCAGUUCCACCCGGAAGUGACGCACACUCCGCAGGGCCGAAUCCUGCUGAAGAACUUCGUUCUGAACAUCUGCGAGGCGAAGGCGGACUGGGAGAUGGGUUCCUUCGUGAACGAGGCGAUUGCGCGCAUUCGAAGCGAGGUGGGCGAGGAGGGCCACGUGAUCGGUGCCGUGAGCGGCGGCGUGGACAGCAGCGUGGCGGCGGUGCUGCUGAACCGCGCGAUCGGGAAGCGGUUCCACGCGGUGCUGGUGGACAACGGCGUGCUGCGUCUGAACGAGGCGAAGGAGGUGAUGGAGCGUCUGGGCGCGGCGGGCAUCGACCUGCACCUGGCGGACGCGUCGGAGCUGUUCCUGGCGAAGCUGGCGGGCGUGAGCGACCCGGAGAAGAAGCGCAAGAUCAUCGGGACGACGUUCAUCGACGUGUUCGAAGAGGAGGCCAAGAAGAUCGAGCAGGAAGUGGGCCAUGUGGAUUUCCUGCUGCAGGGCACGCUCUACCCCGACGUGAUCGAGUCCACCUCCUUCCGCGGUCCCUCCGCGACCAUCAAAUCGCACCACAACGUGGGCGGGCUCAAGGAGAACAUGAAGCUGAAGCUCAUCGAGCCGCUUCGCGAGCUCUUCAAGGACGAGGUCCGCGCGCUGGGCGCCGAGCUCGGACUCCCGCAUGACUGCAUCUGGAGACACCCCUUCCCCGGCCCCGGCCUCGCGAUCCGCGUGAUCGGCGCGGUGGACAAGCAGCAGCUGGACAUUCUGCGCCAGGCGGACAAGAUUCUGAUCGACGAAAUCCGCGCAGCCGGCGAGUACGAGAAGAUCGGACAGGCGCUCGUGGUGCUGCUGCCCGUGCGGUCGGUUGGAGUGAUGGGCGACGGACGCACCUAUGAGCAGACCGCGGCGAUUCGCUGCGUGCAGACCACGGAUUACAUGACGGCGGAUUGGUACCGAUUCCCGUAUGACCUGCUGGCGAGAAUCUCGAACCGGAUUAUUAACGAGGUGAAGGGAAUCAACCGCGUGGUGUACGACGUGUCGUCCAAGCCCCCAGCCACGAUCGAGUGGGAGUAGUUUGCUUU